This is a messenger RNA of Selaginella moellendorffii, 450 nucleotides long. RefSeq lists its product as uncharacterized. The record is from RefSeq and is a predicted model, not a curated record. The coding region runs from base 19 to 378 and encodes 119 amino acids. The transcript has 4 exons. NCBI's taxonomy places the organism in Eukaryota, Viridiplantae, Streptophyta, Lycopodiopsida, Selaginellales, Selaginellaceae.
CGCAGUUACGGCUAGGCUAUGGCGGCAAGCAUGCAAGAGAAAGCUCUGACGGGAGAAGCUCUGGCGGGAGUGGGAGGCGUGAGCGAUCCUCAGCUCCACGCUCUUGCGGGAGAAGCUCUGGUGGCAGUGGGAGGCGUGAGUGAUCCGCAGCUCCAGGGAAUUUGUGGCGGAUUUAACAGGAUGCGCGAGGGCGAGCUGAAGGCCAUUCUCGGCGCAUGCACUCCGUCUCUGGUCGUCGCUGCCUGGGGUCAAUUCGAGAUGACCGACCAUGUCAUCGUGGUGCGCGAGAAGAUCCCUGGUGCGAAUCCUGUCUGUGACAAGUUCGUGGUUGAUCCCAACGGGGGGAAGGUGGAGCGUGUCUCCACUACAUCCCUCUAAGCUGAAUUCUUUUCGAAAUUAAUGUUCUUUGCUGUUUGAUCGAUGAAUAAACAUUCUUUUUGCCUGCGGAAA